UUCUCCUCUUCGAAAUUCAAACUCCGAACGAACUCAAACGCUGAUCUCGUUCUAUCACCUAAUAUCACUCUUUUGAACGUUUCAAACCCUAAACCUACUCAUACAGAACAACCAAGAACGAGAUCAAAUCACAUAAACCAGAACAAUCAAUCAAUAGAAAGCUAAUGAUCUUAUGGAAACAAGAUCCGGAAAGCGAAGAAAGUUUUCCAUCAAUGAAUGUGAUGAGGAGGAAAACAGUGUUGUCCCUAUCGACCGUAUCAGCGACCUCUCUGACGCCGUUUUGCACCACAUCCUCUCCCUCCUCCCAAUCAAAUCAAUCGCACAAACCAGCGUCUUAUCCAAACGGUUUCGAUCCAUCUGGUCCACAUUCCCGGACCUCGAUUUCACCACAAUCACACACAUUGGCUCGAUUUCUUCAUCGCCGAAAUCAAUAAGGCGAAAUCGAAAGAAGUGUUAUCCAUUCUCUUCUAUAGAUUUCAUUAACAAGGUCUUAUCACUCCGUCACAAGGAAUCCGACAUUAGAGCUCUCCGAUUUCGUGCUAGAUUAAGCUUCUCGCACCUGAAUUCCUUGUUUCGUCGCUCAAUUCGACAAAAUGUGCAAGAACUCCACGCCGAGGUAGCCAACGACGGCUACUUCAACCUCCCCCGAUGCGUCGUCACCAGUCAAUCUCUAAGAGCGCUUAAAUUGAGAUCUCGUUAUCCCGGGCUUCGAUUGCCUCCUUUGUCGGUUGUCACUAGCGGAUUCAAAUUUCUCCACACACUGUCAUUGUCAUUCGUACUCCUAUCCAAUCAGUCAUCGGUUCUUGAUUUGUUUACCGAAUCAUCGUUCCAAAAUCUGAAAAAAUUGUAUCUAAACACCUGUAUCAGAUUGAAGAAUCUGAAGAUUGGCUGUAGAAAUUUAGAAGAUGUGACGGUGGAGAAUUGUUCUGGAUUGGAUGGUUUGGAGAUUUGUGGAGGGAAAUUGGAGAGAUUGAUCGUUUCGAGUUGUUUCGAUAUGUAUUCUGAUAAGAGCUGGGUUAAGAUUGAUGCGCCGAGACUGAAGAGUAUUUUGUGGGAAUAUAAUGCAAUUACUGGUACAAGUUGUUUGGAGAAAUUAAGGGCUCUGGAAGAGGCGUCUAUUGGGCGCUUUGCGCUUCAGGAGGAGAAGGAUGUGAGUGUAGAAAAGCUGCAGAGUGUCUCCAACUUUGUGUCUGCACUUUCUCAUGCACGUUCCUUGACUCUUCAAAGACAAUGUGUCGAGAUUCUAUCAAACAAGAAUUAUUGGGCACAUCUUCUGCAUCCCUUCAACAGCCUCAAAUAUUUAAAAUUGCACACUGGUUUCAACAAACACAACAUACCAGCAAUUGCGUGGCUUUUCAGGAGCUCCCCUACAUUGCACAUACUCAUUCUCAUGAUUACCACAGAAACCAAGAGCGGAAGACGGCAAUGGAACAGAGAUAUGUGGGAUAUGUCAGUCUCAGAGGACGAGCUGUAUUGGGAGUCUCAGACAUGUAAUUUGAAGCCAUUUUUGGAGAACCUGAGAGUGGUGAGAAUACAUGGAUUUUUAGAGUAUGAGAACGAAGUAUGUCUGGCAAAGUUCUUGCUCAAGCAUGGAAAGGCCUUACAAGAAAUGACUCUUUGUCCUGAAAAAUGCAAUUCUAGAGACUCUCUUCGAAGACAGAAAGUGAGGUCUCAGAUGAUGGGUUUCUCUUGGGCUUCUUCCAAUGCAAAAUUUGCAUUUCAAUGA
Tripterygium wilfordii is the source of this 1726-nucleotide messenger RNA. RefSeq names its product putative F-box/FBD/LRR-repeat protein At4g03220. NCBI's taxonomy places the organism in Eukaryota, Viridiplantae, Streptophyta, Magnoliopsida, Celastrales, Celastraceae. The coding region runs from base 173 to 1726 and encodes 517 amino acids. The transcript has 3 exons. The record is from RefSeq and is a predicted model, not a curated record. Gene Ontology annotation, molecular function: protein binding.